Molecule: messenger RNA, 2606 nt
Organism: Drosophila obscura
Lineage: Eukaryota; Metazoa; Arthropoda; Insecta; Diptera; Drosophilidae
Product: basic salivary proline-rich protein 1
Exons: 7
Coding region: 325-2118 (597 amino acids)
Source: RefSeq, a predicted model, not a curated record
GGCAUACGGUCUGACAAACAUGGCCGUCGUGUUGCUGCUGUGAAAGAAAAACUGAACGCCGUGUUUUUUCAUUUGCAACCAAAACCACACGAGAACUCUUUAAGCGUGCACGCAAAACGUAUCAAAAUCUUUUUGUGUAUGUUUUCUGAAUAAGUAUCAUGCCAAAAUGAAAUGGUAAAGUGUUGCCGCGUUCGCAUAACCGAUUACGAAUAAAAUACAUAUACAUAUAUACUCUAUACCUAUCAACAUAUAUACGUGCGCGAUUGUUGAUAGAAAAGAAAAGAGAGCUAGAGCGAUAUCGAUAUCGAAGCGAUUCAGCCCGCGAUGGCGUCGCGCAGGCGCGCCGAUUUGAAUCCCAAACUGCACAUGGACAGGCAGCCGACAGCUGCCCGCAUAACAGAUCCCUCUCUGCCUGCCGGCAAGCGACGCGAGAUCGACAACGUCAUGAAGAAGGCUCGGGCCAACACCACCAACGACUACUGGGACAAGAAGCUGAUCGAGGCCGAGGAGAAGGACCCCAAUCGCUGGCGUCAUACCGGCUACAAGAAAAUGUACAUCCAGGGCGAGAGCAGCUCCGGGGACAGUGAUCGCGAGCCGCAUGGCGUGCCCCGUCCCGGGGAGGGAGCACCACCACCCUAUGGCCGCUAUCCGCCCGGAGGUGGCCCUCCAGGUCCACCGCCGCGCUUUGGCCGAUCCCGCUCGCCCCAUUCACGCAGUCGUUCCGGCCUGCGAAAGUCGCCGCCGUUGUCGCCCCCACCGCGUCGUCGGUCUCCGCCGCCGCCCAUGCACGGCAUGGAUCGUCGCGGCGGUCCGCGAUCCCCUCCCAUGCCGCGCUCUCCGAACGAUGCCAUGAUGCGUCGUCCCGGCAAUGGCCACGGUCGGCCCCGAUCCCCGCCCGAACCGAGCUCCGGCUCCUCGUCCUUGCGCCGCAAGCCAAACGCGUCGCGUUCCCCCUUGGGCCGCCGUCGCUCGCCACCGUUGCCCCCUCCAUCGUCGGCGGGACUGGACAAGCGCGGUGCGGGACACAUUCUACCGCGUUCUAAGCGUCCCCCGUCGCCACCGCCAAGGCACUCGAUGCGUUCGCGUUCCAACAGCUCAAUGAGCAGCAGCUCCGACGAUUCGUGCUCCCUCUGCUCGCCCAGUCAUCGCCAUAGAUCUCGAUCCCGUGGUCCGCGUUCCCCUCCGCCAAAGCCGCGUGGCCAUUAUCGUGCCGGAGGUCCGCCUAUCCCGCCGCCGGAUGCACAUGGCCGCGUCCAUGGUCGUCCCAGCAGUCCACCGCCGGUGCGUGGAGGCGUAAGCGGUUCGGUAUCCGCCAUCGACAAGUAUCGGGACGCCAAAAUGCGUCACCUCGCACACGAACGCGGCGCCACGUCGGAGGCGCACAUGAAAGUCGCUCGCUCGUCGCGUCACUCUCCGCCGCCGGAAGAUCCGCGUCUCAAGCACCGUCCGCCAGAGCCACCAGAGCCGGCAGCAACGGCUGCUGCGGCCUCCACAGCUCCGCAGGCCAAGAAGAAGAAAAAGGAGAAGGAGCAGGUGAGGCCACGCAUCAAGAUCGAGGGUGAGAAACGUAAAAAGCCAGGGGCGCCCAGUGGCAGUGGAGCGAAUGCAAACUCCUCGUCCGGCUCGGACGAUUCGGGUGACUCGGACAGCGAUGAGGUGCCCUCGCUGCCGACGUUUUCGGCCACGACGCGGCUGACGCUAUCGGAGCGCUUCGGGAAAAUGGCGCAGUGGAGCAUCGAUCGCAGUAACAUGGAGAAUAUGCGCAUCACCAAAGAUUCCGCGGGUGGUGCCCUCAAAGUGAUGAUCGAGGAGGGUCUCGAAUCGCCGCCGCGUCGCUAUUCGUAUUCGCCGGCGCCGGCCGGACAUUUUCCGGAGGAGUUGGCGACCACAGCACCGUCGGGCAUGCUGUCGUGGGACGAUGUGCGCGUCCGUUACGAGUACUACAAGAGUCGUGGCUACCUAAGGGACCUUGAUCUGAAGGAUUACAUCAAGUGGGAGGAAUGGUGGUAUAAAUAUCAGGAGUGGCUGAAGCAGGAGCGCUACUAUGAGUACUGGGAUCGUAGUCAGCAAUUGCGACGACGGCGCAAGAAGCUGCCGGUCACUCAGCGUCUCAACUGAGAAACAUACACCCCAACUCCAACCCCACCCCAUACCGCAGUGUCCCAAUCCUGUAGUUGCCCUUUCCCAUCAUCCCUCCCCCUAAUCAGAUCAUCCUCGCUUACCAAUUAAUCCAUUAUCAUUCUUGAAUUGAAAUGAAUUUCUUUAUUUUAAUUUAUCAUUUAUUACAUUAUUAAUUCCCGCCGCCUUUUACCUGCCCUUUGCCCUUUACCCCCCCUUUACCUUUUUGUACAUUGAAAAUGUACGAAAAUGCAUUUGUCAGCUCACGUAUUUGAUAACUAAAUAACAAUAUGCAUAAACCGCGCGACCCGAGCGACGAGCCGCGCGGCUGUUAUAUAAGGAUUACAUUAACAAGAUUGAAGAUUGUAAGUUGUGUUGGGACUGUGUGCGCACGGCGACGUGUGCGGCACACAGAUCCCGCAAAGGCAAAUGUAAACACGCAUUAAAUAAACCAUUUCAAAACGGAAAAACGAAGAUGGGAAAGUUUU